CACCAUCCCUCCCCAUCAACUCGAACUCACAAUAGAGCAGACUGCUCAGCUGUCCUGUCCUCACUGCGUCUUCAGACAGACAGGGGAAGAGACAGAGCACUGUGUGAGACAGAGAGAGACAGAGCGACAGAGCAACAGAGAGAGGGAGAGACAGAGCGAGGGCACGACUGGAAGAAGAGAGGAAAGAGACAGAGCGAGGGACCGACUGGAAGAAGAGAGGAGAGAGACAGCAGACGGCCAACAGGGCUGGUAGAGUUUGACCUGCUGAGACUCGGCCAAGAGAGACACAGACUCAGAAGACAUGAGUCAAGGAGCAGCAUGCAUCUUCAUCCGGGGAGGAAAGAUCGACAGAGAGCUGGCAGAAGAUGAGAUUGAAGAGCUACGUGAGGCGUUUGAUGAGUUUGAUAAGGACAAGGACGGCUUGAUCAGCUGUAAGGACCUGGGCAACCUCAUGAGGACCAUGGGUUACAUGCCCACGGAGAUGGAGCUCAUCGAACUCAGUCAGAACAUCAACAUGAACCUGGGGGGUAGAGUGGACUUUGAGGACUUUGUGGAGCUGAUGGCACCAAAGCUCCUGGCAGAGACCGCAGGCAUGAUUGGAGUCAAGGAGCUCAAAGAUGCUUUCAAGGAGUUUGACACGGACGGUGACGGGGAGAUCACGACGGAGGAGCUGAGGGCGGCCAUGACCAAGCUGAUGGGGGAACACAUGAACCGCCGUGAGAUCGACACCAUCGUCAAGGAGGCCGACGACAACGGAGAUGGCACCGUUGACUUUGAGGAGUUUGUUCAAAUGAUGUCUCGUCAGUGAGGGAGGAUGG
This is a messenger RNA of Clupea harengus (Atlantic herring), 818 nucleotides long. RefSeq names its product calcium binding protein 5a (gene cabp5a). Lineage: Eukaryota; Metazoa; Chordata; Actinopteri; Clupeiformes; Clupeidae. The record is from RefSeq and is a predicted model, not a curated record. Gene Ontology annotation, cellular component: cytoplasm. Gene Ontology annotation, molecular function: calcium channel regulator activity; calcium ion binding.